Lytechinus variegatus (green sea urchin) is the source of this 1217-nucleotide messenger RNA. RefSeq names its product glutathione S-transferase theta-1-like. NCBI's taxonomy places the organism in Eukaryota, Metazoa, Echinodermata, Echinoidea, Temnopleuroida, Toxopneustidae. Gene Ontology annotation, biological process: glutathione metabolic process. Gene Ontology annotation, cellular component: cytoplasm. Bases 190 to 870 code for a protein of 226 amino acids. Gene Ontology annotation, molecular function: glutathione transferase activity. The record is from RefSeq and is a predicted model, not a curated record. The transcript is spliced from 6 exons.
UGAAUGCAUUUUAUAGCGCUUUCAGUCUCCAAUAGUUGGUAGCAUAUGGACAGACUGAGGGAGAGAGAGAGAUUUGGAUUGAUCGGACUGAUAAAUUCAGAUCAAAAUAAUCAUUAAACAAAACAAGCUGGGUGAAAUCUGUAACUUUUUUUCCAGAUAUUUAAGGUUCACUGUAGAUCUACUUUCACCAUGGUGGUCAAGGUUUACACCGAUAUCCGUUCUCAGCCUGGUCGGGCUCUUCUCAUCUUUCUCAAAAACACCAAAAUACCUUUUGAAGUUGUAGAAGUAAAUCUGAGGGUCGGAGACCAUAAGACACCCGAGUUUGUAAAAAUAACCCCUCUCUGUACCGUCCCGGCUAUUCAAGAUGGUGACUUCAGCAUGGGAGAAACAGUGGCGAUUAUCAAGUACUUGGCGACGAAGUAUGCAGACCUAGUUCCUGAUCACUGGUACCCGAAGGAUCUUGAGAAAAGAGCCAGAGUUGAUGAAUACAUGGCCUUUCAUCAUACAGGAACCAGAGGAGGAUGUUGUUCAAUCUUCGUCAGUGAGGUUCUAGUCCCCUUGUAUUCGAAAGGAAAAGAGCAUGCAUCGGAGGAAAGGUUGACGCGAGAUAAAGAGAAUUUAACUAAACGACUCGAUAAGCUAGAGAACGCCUUCCUACGAGACAAUGAUUGGUUGGCUGGAGAUGACAUCUCUGUAGCGGACGUGCUUGCUGUUUGCGAGAUGAUGCAAAAUACGGUAAAUGGACGUGACGUCACAGAGGGACGACCAAAGCUCAGGGCCUUUUUAGAUCGGGUGAAGAAUCGUCUCAAGCCUUCUUUUGAUGAAGUUCACAACGCCUGGUAUGCCAUGUGGGAUACAUACAAAUGGUAGGGUUUGUACUCAUUAACCCUUUGACUGCUGAAUUGUGUGAUUCCCAUAUGCUUUGUACAGGGUUUAUCAGGUUCCAGCAGGCAAUGUUCGAGGGAAGUUUGGCUCCAAGUUGUCCUUACCACGUCCUUAUUUCUCGUGUUUUCCCAAUAUUUUAAUGUUAGCGGGAAGAAUCAUGACAUAAACUAGCUCUGGAAAUAGAAACGACAAAUAUGUAUAACUGUUUCAAUUUCAGUUUGGUUUAUUUUCAUAUCUCACAAAAAAAAUACAAUGUGACAUUCAACGAGAAAGAAAAAAACCCAAACAUUAAUGAUGAAAUAUUGCAUUUGAAUAAUUCAAUAGAAAUAAUA